This is a messenger RNA of Caenorhabditis sp. 36 PRJEB53466, 789 nucleotides long. Lineage: Eukaryota; Metazoa; Nematoda; Chromadorea; Rhabditida; Rhabditidae. The record is from the annotation of a GenBank genome assembly.
AUGGCUCCUUCCGUCCUGCUCUCCAUCCUUCUUUUGGCCGCUUCUUCCCUCGCGCAACCCUUUUUCCUGCCGCCUCCGUCAUGCUUCGGACCUUCGUGCGGAAAUCCACCGGUCAGUUUUCCCCGUCACAAUCCCCCACUCGCUCACCAUUUUCAGGUAUUCAUCGGUCCUCCGUGCGUCGGAUUCGCUUGUGGGCCGCCUCCGUGUCUUGAUUGCCCUCCGCCACCGGUAAGUAACGGGAGACUGUUUGCCCUUGCUGCUGCCAGACUACUUGGAGACUUGCAACCAGAAAGUGUCCGAUUGUUUUCAGAUCAUCGUGGCCGCUCCUCCUCCGCCGCCUCCGUGCCUUUCCCUUCCGUGCCCACCUCCUCCAUGCGUCGGCAUCGCUUGUGCUCCCCCGCCGCCUCCGCCAAUUCUGAUCGCAGCUCCUCCACCACCGCCUCCGUGCGUCGGAAUCGCGUGCGCUCCUGCCCCGUGUGUCGGAUGUGCUCCACCACCACCGCCGCCGAUCAUCAUCAAUGCCCCGUCCCCGUGCUUCGGCCCUUCGUGCCCUCCGCCGUGCUUCGGACCCUCGUGCGCUCCUCCGCCAUUCUUCAUUCCACCGCCGCCGCCAACUCCGAUCCUCUUCGGAUCUGUCUCUUGCUGUGCUCCGAACAGUUAGUCUCUCACCCCUUUUUCAAUAAAACCCUCCCGUUUUCAGACUAUUCCUGCUGCGGAUCUCUCUUCCGGAAACGUCUUUUCAGCAAGCGCUCCGAGUCUUCCUCCACCGCUGCCCCAGAGACAAAUUAA